UUCCACUAGAAAUGAAUGUUAGCUUUUUAUAUUGUGUUGGUUUAUGAAUAGAUUUCGUUAAGAGCCUAGUAGGUAGGUUUCAAAUGUUCUGUAGAGAGAAAGCAAAGGGAGAUUUAAAUUUAGAAGUAUUCGACUCGAAUUCUGCUUCCAUAGGUAGAUAUGGAUGGAUACGCUUUAGGAAUAGACAUUGGCACCACUUCCGUGAAGGUUUGUGUGUUGAAUCUUAGAGAUAAUGUUGUGGUUGCUGAACAAAGUAAAGAUACACAGUCUAACGUUCCUAGUGAUCAAGGCAUAGAUGGUAACAAACAAGAUGUACCUAAAAUAUUAUCAGCCAUCAACACCUGUGUGGCUAAGUUCUCCAAGGAUCUGUUGCAACAGGUGAUUAGAAUAGGUGUCUGUGGACAAAUGCACGGAGUGAUGUUUUGGCAGCAUAAAUCCUCUAAGGCUUGGGAAAGGAUAGAAAAAGACGGGAUGCUAGUUAGAUACGACGUGAAACCUGAUCAAGUAUCUAAUCUUUACACUUGGCAGGACAAUAGAUGUACUAGGGAAUUUUUGGAUACCCUGCCUAAACCAGAUUCCCAUCUAAGGGUUUAUAGUGGUUUUGGAAUUGCAACGAUGUUCUGGAUGAUCAAAAAUCGACCUGACGAAAUGGAAAAAUAUAACCGGGCUGGCACAAUUCAAGAUUUCGCUGUAUCGAUGUUAUGCGAUAGCGACACACAUUACAUUUCUGAACAGAACGCUGCGAGUUGGGGUUAUUUCAAUUGCAGAACGUACAAAUGGAACUUGGAAAUGUUGGAGGAAGCCGGUUUUCCUAUCGAAAUAUUGCCCGAGAUCAAAAUGAGCGGACAAAUAGCCGGGUACUUGGCCGAUACUUGGCAUUCCAUUCCUCAAGGAACUCCCAUAGGUAUUGCAAUGGGAGAUCUCCAAUGUUCCGUGCUCUCUACAAUCGAGGAGGGCACAGAUGCAACUCUUAACAUCUCGACAUCCGCACAGAUAGCAUACGUUGUGAACAAAAAACUGCAAGAUGAUGAACUUGGGGGCCCUCCCAAAGAAACGUCCAUGACAUAUCUGCCCUACUUCAACAACACCUUUUUGGCCGUUGCUGCUUCCCUGAACGGGGGCAAUUCUCUGGCUACCUUCGUCAGGGUGCUGCAACAGUGGAUUUUGGAAUUCGGUUUUUCCAUACCUCAAGGUAAGGUCUGGACGAAGCUUAUAGAUUUGAGCAAAGAGGAAAAGGCCUACUCAGACCUGGAGGUAAACCCAACAUGUUGGGGCGAAAGGCAUAACCCCGAAUUGACGGCCAGUGUGUCGAACAUCAAUGUGGGAAAUUUGGGUUUGGGGCAGGUUUUCAAGGCGAUGUGCGAGGGUUUGAUUAAGAAUCUACACAGCAUGAUGCCGAAGGAGGUGCUAGAAGAUGCCAGCGUGAAAAGAAUAGUUUGUAGCGGUUCGGGUAUCACGAGGAACGAAACUUUACAAAACGCCGUCAAAGAUAUCUACGGUCUUCCUUUCAAACUAGCCAAAGGCUCGGAUGCAGCGAAGGGAGCAGCAAUGGCUAUGAAGCCAACUGAGAUUCAAUGAAGUUAGAUGCACCAAUUCACCAAUAAGGAAAAUAAGAAAUAUGUACCAAUUAUAUCAUACUUAUGUCAAUUAUUGAUAAAUAAUAUGAAGAAUAUAAUUCAAGUUUCAACAGAUGAGACUAAUAUCUGAAA
Coccinella septempunctata (seven-spotted ladybird) is the source of this 1709-nucleotide messenger RNA. Its product is annotated as sedoheptulokinase-like. The transcript has 7 exons. Bases 160 to 1578 code for a protein of 472 amino acids. Lineage: Eukaryota; Metazoa; Arthropoda; Insecta; Coleoptera; Coccinellidae. Gene Ontology annotation, biological process: carbohydrate metabolic process. The record is from RefSeq and is a predicted model, not a curated record. Gene Ontology annotation, molecular function: sedoheptulokinase activity. Gene Ontology annotation, cellular component: cytosol.